Molecule: messenger RNA, 1071 nt
Organism: Aspergillus puulaauensis
Lineage: Eukaryota; Fungi; Ascomycota; Eurotiomycetes; Eurotiales; Aspergillaceae
Exons: 1
Coding region: 1-1071 (356 amino acids)
Molecular function (GO): ubiquitin protein ligase activity
Source: RefSeq, a predicted model, not a curated record
AUGCCAUCAGCAUACACCACCAGACCACACCUCUCCUGGAUCCUAGGCCUAGAACCACCCCGAGAACCGCGCUGCGUCGGGUACGACAUCUCGCGAGGCCGCCGCUGCAACACCGAAGUCACCCCGCGAGACCGCGACAUCGCGCAAACCUUCCUAGACAUGACCGCCACGCAAUUCCACGCCGGACGGCCUGUUGAUUAUCUUCUCGAACUUAUUGCCCCGCGCGUGCUAUGUAGGGGCAAUCAUCAGCGUCUGGCUCCUCUGCUUGUUGCUCGGUGGGAGAGGGAGAUUGCGGCGGUUGAGGCACUUGAUAAUACCCCGAGACCGUUGUCAGAGGGGUAUACAUACGACACUGGGUACGGAUACGAAUACAGCUAUGAACAUGACAAUCAUGCAGAGCCGGGCGUGGGCUCUCGGCGCGGGCGAAUAUACCAGGGGAUCCAGGACAAAGUGCAAGGACUGAGGGAGCGGAUCCGCGAUAUUCAUUUCAGGAGGCUAUGGCCUGACCUUUCAUCAUUCACAAUCUUUUGCCGUGGUCGGGGCUCGAUUGUUGAUGAAGACAACGAUGCUCAUGACCAGUCCUACUGGAAUUUCUAUUACGAUUCUACGUUCGAUUACUACUACAGGCCGUAUAUCGAUCCUACAUAUACGUUUGAACCUCUAUACGCCGGAUCCUCGCACACUGAACCUCGGCCUCCCGCCCCAGCUUCUACUUGCGAGGCGCACCGCCGACCCGUCGAGGGGGAUUGCAGUAUAUGCUUAUGCUCACUGCUAGAGCCUGCCCCGACUGAUCCCAGCUCUACGUCUUGGCAAUGGAAUGCAACGGAUUCCGGGUCAUCGUCUGACCCUUAUAAUGAUUGGUAUCGAGGAAUGGGGUGGUGGAAUUAUAUUCCUGGCGGGGGUCAUGUUAACGAAGAUGAAGUUGAAGAGAGAGAAGGUCGGUUCGGCUCGGUGUCCUGGUGCAGAGCGAAAUGCGGCGUCAACUUCCAUACGAGCUGCAUUGAUAGCUGGCUGUAUAUGGCUGGUCGAGCUACUUGUCCUGUUUGUAGAAGUCCUUGGGUGUUUGGUUGA